AUGGCGUUUGUUUAUACCAUUAUUGGCAUGGGAAGCAUGGUUGCCAUGAUGGCGGGUGCUGGUUUCUCCGUCGGUGCCGCUGUCAUGGGCGCCAUCUCCUUGACAGUAAACAGGCCCGUGAUAUUCAAUCCGAACAACAUCAUCUACAGCUUCAAGCUGGGCCUGGAUGGUGCCGGCACAAACGAAGGCUUCGACCCUCUCCGGGGCGCCGGCGGACGCGCCCCAAAAAUACUGGUUUUCGACAACCAAGGCAAGCAGUUGGGCCAAACGAAAAAGCAAAUUAAAUGUGGCGACGGAGAAGAUCACUGUGUGGAAGUGGUCAAGAAGAUCAAGAAGCAGCCCUCCUACGCGCUGCUUCUUGGUCUGGAGAAUCCCAUAUGCCUCGCUUCCGCCAGUGUCUCCUACCCUAGCGGAGACAGGUAUGCAUGGGUUGGAAACUGGGCACACACCUGCGACAAGCCAUGGUACUUUUCCGACAUUGACGCUCACCACGACAACGGCUCCGUCAAGCUUCUUUGCGCAUGGUUGGGCCAGGAUGGCUACAAGGAAAACUACUCGACGGGCAUUCGAAUCCAUUUUCCCGAGUUCGCCAAGGGUUUUGCCGGCAAUGGAAACAAUGCUAGCUACUACUGCCGGGACAACAACACCGCUCUUGCUUUCUACAACAACCAGAGCCCAAAGUUCUUCAACGGCGACAAUGUGCAGGAGCAUAAAGUCAAUGAAAAGGACAAAAAGAACCAGAAAAAGAAGAAGGGCAAGAGAUCUGCUGGUAUGAAAGCCCCGUCUGUCCGGUCUCACCAUGCUGCCCACUCGGCCAAGCUUUUGUGUGAUAGUACGAGUUCCGUGGGCCCAACCCUUGUUUCUGUCCCUGAGCGAUCCUUCUGUCACAUGCCUGACAAGGUGCUUUACCGAUUUUGCGAGGAUGUAGCCGUUGGUGCCUGCUGGGACCACGAGGCGCAUGCCUUUGCUGCCAAAGGGCCUCGCGCCAUGCUUGCUCGGGCUGAAUUGCCCGACAUGGACUUUGAGGAGCCGACUGUCUGGGGAGGGAAUUAG
Molecule: messenger RNA, 1053 nt
Organism: Metarhizium acridum CQMa 102
Lineage: Eukaryota; Fungi; Ascomycota; Sordariomycetes; Hypocreales; Clavicipitaceae
Source: RefSeq, a predicted model, not a curated record